UUUCACAACCGUGUGUUGCUGCUCAAGUUAGCUCUCCAUUUCAGGCCUGGAUAUUGUCCAGAUGGAGGUAUUGCUGGGAAUAAUCAUGAUGGUUGCACACUCCUAGAGUAUCCAUUCAACUAUGGGCGAUGUUUUCCAGAGCUGCUUGAAUUAUACAUGGGUGAGGUAUACCUUGUAUGGAAUUGGUGUCUGCACUUUAGCGCAGUGGACGGACUGCCGAAACUUCCCAAAGCCCAGACACGAGAUGCCGCUGGCCUAGCCCUGAAACCUGAGCGGCUCGUUGAUAUAUCCUCUUUCGGCGAAAAAUGCCCUUUCCAACGCGUGGAGCCCCACUGCGUACUCAGGUGUGAACUCAGUGUCGGGUUGACCAUGACAACCUACAGUUAAUUCCCUUUCUACACGAUUUCUGAUUUUGAAACUCAAAUCAUUCGCAUUUCCAAACCCACAGUCAAGCUGACGGACGAGCUGACUCUUGCUGGCUGGCUGAUGCCUGUGACUGGGAUCACCUUCUCGAGGGGGGGGAGGGGGAACAGACUGUCGCGCUGACCUCAACUGAGCGGGUACUGCGGCCGAAUCGGAUUGGUCAGAUCGACUGAAUGUUGACCUGUUGACUGGUCACGGUUGGAUGCUUCUCCCCGCUACAUCGGCGUUGAGAAACAUCUGCCCUCGUAGCGAUCACUCAGCGUACGGUACCGAGCGCGCACAAGGACGAAAAUGAAUACGGGCUACCGGCUGUAGGGUUCAGCCGCCCUAUCAAGGCAGGUGAAUAACCAAUCCGAUUUUCGAGGAAUAUUGCGGCGCUCCGCUCGCUUCGUGGAAAUCGUACCAUACGUUUGCCUGCAGUGCAUUUUGCCGGCCCAUGGUCACCAGUAAGCACGUUGAGGGCCUCUCCCGAUCCAUGUGUAGAUUGAUCGACAUAGAAAAUCACUGCAAUAAGAUCUACGCAAACAACAAUAUUAAUGUCAGGGGGCUCGAAUCGAGAUGAUCGGAAGCUCUCUAUUUUGACUCGGGCGACGACGCCUUGUGUUGGUGAGACCUUCAUUUGGAAGUCUCAUCGCAUUUUGUCGCCCUGAUCGCUAUGCAGAAUUCAAUGCCGUCCCUCGCCGAAUAUCCCUCUCGCGGUGCAAGCCAUCGCUAGAUAACGAGGGCGUGUAGACGGUGUAACGUUCCAUGGAACGUACAUACAUUUCCCCCACAGCAUAAUACUCCCCACGUUAUGAUCGUCGUAUGAUUCGCGGAGCUUUCCCCCUCGACCUGCGGAGAGGCGACAUGAUCGUAUCAGUCGGCACGUCGUACGACGAUAAUUCUUUGACCUGCAAACCAAGAAAUAUUUCGCGAUCUCAUACGGGCCUACUACCCCAUCAUCGGGCCACCUUUACAACUAGAGCCGCCGAGCAUGAAGGAUUUUCAGGCGAAUCAUCAAAAAACAAAAUAACGAUAGGCCGCCAACCACUGCCACUCCAUGGAGCGUCAUCAAUCAUCCACGUGUGGUCUGCCUUGCCCGCCCCGACUCCACCAACAACAUCUUCCUUCUUCGCGCCCCCUCUUCUACAAGCAUGGGAAAAGUGCACACGCACGCAUGGCUUUGCUAACGACUCCCCCUCUUACCACAGCGACGUCGGACAACAUCGGCUAAGCAAGCAGGUCACUGCCUGUGUGCGUUCGCAGGAUUUGCCAAAUAUACCGUUUCCACCCUGUUUAACCCGAUUGACUAGAUGUCGUAUUCUCCCCCCUUCUCCCGUCCCGUUGCGUUGCAAGCGGGCGAACAAUCGACGCCGCUGGUAG
Molecule: messenger RNA, 1785 nt
Organism: Periconia digitata
Lineage: Eukaryota; Fungi; Ascomycota; Dothideomycetes; Pleosporales; Periconiaceae
Source: the annotation of a GenBank genome assembly